Molecule: messenger RNA, 876 nt
Organism: Brenthis ino (lesser marbled fritillary)
Lineage: Eukaryota; Metazoa; Arthropoda; Insecta; Lepidoptera; Nymphalidae
Source: the annotation of a GenBank genome assembly
AUGGCAAAAACGAAUAUUGAAGAUUUAGAUUUGUACGGACUACUGGAUAUAUGUAUAACAGCUUCAGAAUCUGAGAUUAAGAAAGCCUAUCGUAAAAAAGCAUUGAAAUGCCAUCCAGACAAAAAUCCUGAUGACCCAAAAGCUGCUGCUGCAUUCCAUGAAUUAUCGCAAGCAUUAGAAAUUUUGACGGAUAAAGCAGCCAGAGCUGCAUAUGAUAAAGUUCUUAAAGCAAAGGCGGCGGCAAAACUUCGACAUCAAGAACUAGACAGUAAAAGGCAAAAGUUAAAAGAAGACUUGGAAAGACGGGAACGUGAGGCUGCAUGUGGUGGGUCAAAUGUGAAUUUAACUGAUGAGCAAAAAUUAGCUGCUGAAAUUCAAAGGUUGCAGAAAGAAGGAAACAGAUUAUUACAAGAGGAACAACAAAGGAUGAAAGAAGAAAUUAGGAAAACUAAGAACAAUCUGAAGACACCAGUAUGGGAUUCCAGUUUAAAUAGAAUAAAAAUAAGCUGGAAAGCAAACAGAAAUGAUCCUACAAAUGGUGGAUACAAUGAGGAAAACUUAAAAAGAUUUCUCAAAAAAUAUGGUGAAUUAGUUGCAUUAAUUUUAUCACCAAAAAAGAAGGGUAGUGCUUUAGUGGAAUUUUCAUCUAAGGAGGCAUCUGAAAUGGCAGUGGAGUUUGAAAAAGGUCUUCCAGAAAAUCCCCUUACAUUAAAAUGGUUAAAUGAUAGACCAAUAUUAACAACAAAAAAAGCUAAACAUGUAAGCUCUUUAGUAUCAGAUAGGGAUUAUGAAUCUAUAGUGUUGACUAAAAUGCGACAAGCUGCUGAAAGACAAAGGUUAAUUGAAGAGAUGAUGAAAGAAGAUCAGGAAAGGAAA